Molecule: messenger RNA, 636 nt
Organism: Sordaria macrospora k-hell
Lineage: Eukaryota; Fungi; Ascomycota; Sordariomycetes; Sordariales; Sordariaceae
Source: RefSeq, a predicted model, not a curated record
AUGCUCACAACAACACUCACCACCGCCCUAGCGGCCGCUUUCCUCCUCCCCUUCUCCUCAGCAUCCCCCAUCGCCACCCGCCAAGAAACCACCACCACAACUCCCCCAUCAAACCCAGACCACCCCCCCUGCGCUAGCACCUCCUUCGGCCACUUCUCCUGGGCCAUGACAUCCUUCGACUACCACGCCUCCUUCAUCUUCACGACGCCGGCGCAUCAAAACUCGUGGGGCUACGUGAACUUCAAUUUGACGAACCCGGCCAUCGGUUCUUCCGUCACAACCGUCUGCAGCGCCUCUAGCAGCCAGCUCUCCGACUUCUUCUACGGGACCGUACAGUACACCUGCACUAAUACACCUGAAGGUGUAAAGAGUAACGACGUGGGCGAGACGACGUUUGACUUUAAUCGGCCGACGGGCGAGUUGAGGUUUAAUCAGAGCUGGACUUGUCGGGAUCAGGAUCCUAGGUAUCCUACCACGUUCACGGGAUAUGCGGCUGUCAACCUCGAGUUGGAGUGCAGCGAGUCAAAGUGGGUGAACCAGAACUGGACCCAGGGACAGAUUUACUCGACGAGGGAUGUGAGGUGUUCGCCUGUUGAUCUGAGUGUUGCUCCGAAGGAGAUGACUGCUGUGGCUUAA